AUGAUUAAGAGAGCGUCCAAUCCGUGGUUUUUCAUUUUGGCAGUUGUCAUUAACUGUGUGAACUUGUUCGGUCAAGUCCACUUCACGAUCCUUUAUGCCGAUUUGGAGGCUGACUAUAUCAACCCAAUUGAGCUGUGUUCGAAGGUGAACAAGCUGAUUACGCCAGAGGCUGGUCUGCACGCCGCUUUAUCCCUGCUUUUCUUACUCAAUGGAUACUGGUUCGUCUUUUUAAUAAACUUGCCAAUCUUGGCCUACAACGCCAAUAAAAUCUACAACAAAGUCCAACUGUUGGACGCCACGGAAAUCUUCAGAACUCUGGGCAAACACAAAAGGGAAUCGUUUUUGAAACUAGGGUUUUACUUGGCGAUGUUCUUCUUCUACCUGUACAGGAUGAUCAUGGCAUUGAUUGAAAACGGUGACAGCAACUGA
This is a messenger RNA of Huiozyma naganishii CBS 8797, 429 nucleotides long. RefSeq names its product cornichon family protein (gene ERV14). The coding region runs from base 1 to 429 and encodes 142 amino acids. Gene Ontology annotation, cellular component: COPII-coated ER to Golgi transport vesicle; endoplasmic reticulum membrane. Lineage: Eukaryota; Fungi; Ascomycota; Saccharomycetes; Saccharomycetales; Saccharomycetaceae. The record is from RefSeq and is a predicted model, not a curated record. Gene Ontology annotation, biological process: endoplasmic reticulum to Golgi vesicle-mediated transport. The transcript has a single exon.